Messenger RNA from Zalophus californianus (California sea lion), 7007 nucleotides. RefSeq names its product zinc finger protein 135-like. Gene Ontology annotation, cellular component: nucleus. The record is from RefSeq and is a predicted model, not a curated record. The transcript has 4 exons. NCBI's taxonomy places the organism in Eukaryota, Metazoa, Chordata, Mammalia, Carnivora, Otariidae. Gene Ontology annotation, biological process: regulation of transcription by RNA polymerase II. Gene Ontology annotation, molecular function: RNA polymerase II transcription regulatory region sequence-specific DNA binding; DNA-binding transcription factor activity, RNA polymerase II-specific. The coding region runs from base 886 to 1830 and encodes 314 amino acids.
GCAAGUUGGCCCCGCGGACUCCUAGAUACCUUUGCCGCCUGGCUGGGGCUUCCUCCGCGUCGUGAGGGAGGUCGAGCCUGUUGUCGAGGAGGGCUGAGCGCGGGGCCUUCCAAGCCUGAGUGGCCGGAAGGAGGGCGGCGGGAGGGCCACCCGCGUGGCGCCAGGCUGCCCUGAGAGGGUCUCGGGGCCUCCGAGUGCACCAGAGCGGUGGACCCCCGGGGUCCCUCGCCCGUUCGCUGCUCCCUUCUCCCAAGGCAAUCGUCACCUGCGCGGGCCGGGGGAGGGAGUCGCCAUGGAGCCUGGGGGCAGAGGUGACAAGUAGCUGUGUGUGGCAGUAUCCUCAAGUUUACUGCAAAGCAAGAGUAAUCAUCAUGGCUCCUGUCUCCACUUGUAGGGUCACUUUCUGAGGACUCAGGCCUUCCCUGUGCUGGAGACCCAAAAGAAAAUGGCAUGACCCCUGUGCUGCUGACCCCUGCAUCCCAGGGCUUCCAAUUUCCAAGCCUGAUGUAAUCUCUCAGUUGGAGUGUGGGGAAGAGUUAGAGAGAGAAGUAUCAAAAGCAUCAGACUGGGAGACAAUACCAGAAAGCAAGGAGUUUACUCCAGAGCAGGGUAUUUCUGAGGAAGAAUCAGCCGCUGGUGUGUUAAUAGAAAGAUUUCCAAAGGAAAGUUCCAGUGAAUGUGAGGAUUCUUUAGAGAGUCAGGAGGAAAACCAUGAGAAACAUUUAAUACAGGAGGUUGUCACUCAGAAGAAAUCUUCUGGGGAGGGAAGUUACCAGUGUGAUGAAUUUGGGGGAAGUUUUAGUCAAAGAUCAUUACUUAUUCAACAGCAAGGAGAGAGACUACACAACUGUGAUUCAUUUAAAAAGAACUUAAAAUUCAGAUCUAAUGAGGCACGAGAAAAUUUGUGCAGAGAAGAAACCUUGGAAGUGUAAUGAGUGUGAGAAAGCCUUUAGUUACUACUCAGCUUUUGUCUUGCAUCAGAGAAUUCACACAGGAGAAAAGCCCUACGAAUGUAAUGAAUGUGGUAAAGCUUUUAGCCAGAGCAUACACCUUACUCUACACCAGAGAAUUCAUACUGGAGAGAAACCCUACGAAUGUCAUGAAUGUGGGAAAGCCUUCAGUCACCGCUCUGCCCUUAUUCGGCAUCAUAUCAUCCAUACUGGAGAGAAGCCCUAUGAAUGCAAUGAAUGUGGGAAGGCCUUUAAUCAGAGCUCAUACCUCACUCAACAUCAGCGAAUUCAUACUGGAGAGAAACCUUAUGAGUGUAACGAAUGUGGGAAGGCCUUUAGCCAAAGCACAUUCCUUACCCAGCAUCAGGUCAUUCACACUGGAGAGAAACCCUAUAAAUGUAAUGAAUGUGGGAAAGCCUUUAGUGAUCGAUCAGGCCUUAUUCAGCACCAGAGAACUCAUACUGGGGAGAGGCCUUAUGAGUGUAAUGAGUGUGGGAAAGCCUUUGGCUACUGUUCAGCCCUGACUCAACACCAGAGAACUCACACUGGGGAGAAACCCUAUAAAUGCAAUGAUUGUGCCAAAGCCUUCAGCGACCGCUCAGCCCUUAUUCGUCAUCAGAGAACACACACUGGAGAGAAACCUUAUAAGUGUAAGGACUGUGGAAAAGCUUUCAGCCAGAGCUCAUCUCUUACAAAGCAUCAGAAAACUCACACUGGAGAAAAGCCCUAUAAGUGUAAGGAAUGUGGAAAAGCUUUCAGCCAGAGUUCAUCCCUUUCUCAACAUCAGAAAACCCAUGCUGGAGGGAAAACCAAAGAAUAUGGAAAAGCGUUUAGUGAGCAUUCAGCCUUUGGCCAGCAAAAGAGAAUUCAUACUGGAUAAAGACUAUGUAAAUGUGGUACAUUCAGAACAUAUUUAUCGAACAAUUACUAAACACGGUGUGAGGGCUACAAAGGAAUUUCAGCGUGUAUUACACAAAAGAUAUUAAUUGAGAAGUCAUUGCUGAUACAAGGCAUAGCUUACUUAGAAUGUGAAGGGGGGGUUUUACAUUUUUUCAGUGCAGCAGAGGACUUUGAAUUUCCUUGGGGAAAGAGGAAGAUUAUUUCCAACACUCUAAGGUGUAUGUAAGCUUCCAAAUCCUUGUGGGAGAAAUAGGGUGUGCGAUGAUGCAAAGAAGAGAUCUUCGCUGGAUAGUCUCUUAAUGCUAAGGAGAUGAAGCUUUAAAGAGAUGAGGGUUUCUUUAGGGAAAUUGCAGAGGCAGAAAUAAGAGAUUGAGAAUUCACAAUGAGUUUGUCCAGGGUUUGGGAGUAGAGGUGGAAGGAAAGUUGUCCUUAGGCUUAAGUAUAAGGUCACUUAGGAGAUAGAUGAGAAGGUUCGAGAAAAAGAACUGGGGUAGUGAACUCAAGAAAUGUUGAUUGAGAUAACUACUCAAAUUUGAGUGCUCCCAACCAGGGAAAAUGUUAGACUCGUUAGUUGGUCAGGUGCAAAGUUUCCACCCUGAUGCCAAGGAACGUUGGCCUGGCAGUCUGCUUCUGCGCUUUUUGUCUUGGAGACCUUGCUUAUUGAUUCACAGCUUGCUAAGAAUCAUAUUAACUCCAGGGGUCAAGGCUGACAGCCUAGAAAGAGAAGGUAUAGGAGGGACCUUUGAUGUUUUCAGUCUAUCUUAAGCUACCUAUUUUAAGCUAAGUUACCUGAGAAUAUGCUUAUUUAUAAAGAUUUUACCUCAAUCGUAUGUAGUUUGUACUUUAGAUUUAGUCAUACCAUAGUCAAAUUAAGUUGUAGACCUGAGCUGACACUGCAUAUUGGAUUGUGAAAGAUUCGAGAAGGCUUUGAAAUACUUACCUUUCACCAUUUUAUUCUUGGGUAGAGGCACAUGACAGCCUUGUAUAUAUUUUUUUCCAUUGGAACUUCGAAGGUUAUUGCAUAUUUUGAGUAUUGUGUUUUUAGUUUUCACAAGUUUGAUGAUAUGUCUUGAUGUGGAUUUCUUUGAGUUUAUCCUGUUUUCUGAACUUCAAUCUGUAGGUUUAUGUGUUGGGGAAUUUUUAGCCAUCAUUUCUUUGAACACAUUUUCCAGCCCUCACUCCUUUUCUCCUUCCAGGACCCUGAUGACACACAUGUUAGAUCUUUGUAGUCCCACAAGUUCCUGAGGCUCUGUUAUGUGAUUUUUUUUUUCCAGUAUAUUUUUAUCUCAAUCUGCUCAGGCUACCAUAACAAAAUAAUGUAGAAUGGGGGGGCUCAAACAACAGAAAUGAAUUUCUCACAGUUUUGGAGGCUGGGAAGUCCAAGAUCAAGGUGUCAGCUUUGGCCUCUGGUGAGGGCUCUCUUCCUGGAUUGCAGAGGACCACCUUCUUGCUGUAUCCUCAUGAGGCCUUUUUUUGGUGCUUGCAGGGGAAAAGAGAACUCUCUUCUAUUUCCUAUAAAGCUGCCAGUCCUAUCUGGUUAGGACCCCAGCCUUAUGACCUCAUUUAACCUUAAUUACCUCUGAGAAGCCCUGUGUCCAAAUACAAUCAUUUUGAGAGUUAGCACUUCAACAUAUGAAUUUGGGGGGCACACAAUUCAGUCCAUAGCAUUCUGCCCCUAGUUCCCCCAAAUUCAUGUUUAUGCAAAGUACAUUUGCUCCAUCCCAACAACCCCUCAAAUCUUAACUCAUUGCAGCAUCAAGUCUGAAGUCUUUACCUAAAUAUCACACAAAUCAGAUAUGGGUGAAGCUUAAGGUGUAAUUUAUCCUGAGACAAAAUUCUUAUUCAGCUGCGAAUCUACGAAACCAGAUAAGUUAUGUGUUUCCAAAAUAUAAUUGUGGGACAGGCAUGUGAUAAAUAUCCUCAUUCCAAAAGAGGAAAGAAGGAAGGAGUGAGAGGUCCCCAGCUAGUCUAAAACCCAGCAGGACAAAUUCCAUAAAAUCUUAAGUCUUGAGAACAAAUGCUGUUUGGCUUGAUGCCCCACCUUACAGACCCACUGAGGCAGUGAUCCCACAUUUUGGACCCACUGGUACAGCAGUCUCACCACCAAGGCUCUGCUGGCCUAUUGAAACUGAGAUGAUGUCCCUACCCUUUGAAACAGGAGGCAGCAAUGAUCCUGAAAUUGAGUCACUCUUUUUUUUUUGAAACAAAAAGCAUGUUCAUGGCUGAGUCGCUUUACUGUCCAGUCCUGUAGGAUCUAAGAAGUCGGACAGUCUUCCUCCAUUUGUCUAGUUUUUCUGUCCCUUGGGCCCAGCUGGCUUGUUUCUGCUGAUAUAAUCCCUGGCUUCUGUGGAGAUGCCUGAACUUAAUCACACCCAUGAGUCACACCCAUGAUCUCUUUUUCAAAUGGUUGUUCAGCCACACCCUUAGUGUUCUCAGGCAGAACAAGCUUUCUCCUAUUUUGCAACAUGGGUGGAUGGAAUUUUCUAAAUCUCCAAGUUCUAGGGUUUUGUUUUGUUUGUUUGUUUUUUUGUUUUUGUUUUUGUUUUUGCUUAACAAGUCUUCUUCAAUUUAUCUCUCGGCCUCUCCUAUUUUGUUAUAAGCAGUAAGGAGGGCCCGAGCUGCACCUUUAACACUUUGCUUGGAAAUCUGUGUUGAAUGUCCACAGUUUCUUUGCUCACAAGUUCUGCCUUUCACAAAACACUAGAACACCGUUCAGCCAAGUUCUUUACCACUUUACAACAAGGAUUACCUUCCUUCCAGGUUCCAGUAAUGUGUUCCUCAUUUCUGUCUGAGAUUUCAUCAGAGCAGCCUUUAACAUCCAUAUUUAUAGUGUGCACCUCAAAACUCUGCCAUCCUCUACCCAUUACUCAGUUCCAAAGGUGCUUCCACAUUUUUAGGUGUUUGUUAGAACAGUACCCCUCCUCUAGGUGCCAAAAUCUGUUAAUCUGCUUGGGGGUGCCAUAACAAAAUACCAUAGACUGGGGGGCUCACACAACAGAAGUUAAUUUCUCACCAUUCUAGAGGCUGGGAAGGCCAAGAUCAAGGUGUCUGCUGAUUGGUUUCUGGUAAGAAGGUUCUCUUCCUACUUGUAGAUGGCCACCUUCUUGCAGUGUCCUCACAAUCCUUCCUCAGUGCGUGCGGGCACAGAGAGAAUUCUCUCUUCUUACAAGGCUACCAAUCCUAUCAGCUUAAGACCCCAUACUUAUGACCUCAGUUAACCUUAAUUACCUUCUACAAACUCUAUCUCUAAAUACAGUCACAUUGAUUAGGGCUUCAACAUGAAUUAGUGGUUGGGGGAUGGUUAACACAUUUCCAUCCAUGGUAAUUUUCUUUCUGUUCAGAUUUAUAUUAUCUUCAACUUCACUGAUUCUUUCCUCUGCUUCUUCCAUUCUGAUGUUGACUCCAUCAUUGGAUUUUAUUUCAGUGAUAGUUUUCAGUUCCAUUUGAUUCUCUGUAUUAUAUUUCUUUAGUGAAACUAUUUUCUAAAUUUGUGUCAAGCAUGUUUGCCAUUGCUCAUUGAGGCAUUUUAUGAUGGCUGUUUUAAAAUCUUUUAUCAGGUAAUUCUAACAUCUGUGUCAUUUUGGUGUUGGCGUCUGUGGGUUGUCUUCUCAUUCAAGUUGAGAUUUUCCUUCUGUGUGUGCUGACAAUUUUCAGUUGAAAUCUGGGCAUUUUGAGUAUUAUGUUAUGAGACUCUGUCCUAUUUAAACUUCUGUUUGGGCAGGCCUCUGUGGAGAAAGGGUUGAGGGGAUACUGCUUAUUACUGUAGGUUGGUGUUGGAAGUGCAGGGAAAUCAUUGGCCUCUACUGACACCUGGAUAGGGGGCCUCACUCUGCCAGGUAGGGGUGGGGGUGGGGGUUACAACUCCCUACCAGACCUCUACUGACACCACACCAGCAAGGAAGGGGAGAGACGUCUUGUCUCUGGGUAGGAUUGGAAGCCUACUCCCCACGUCGUCUUCAGUGGACACUGCCAGGAUGGGAUGGGGAAAGAGUUGGUUUGGAAAAUUCUGUCCUGACUUGACCCUCUCAAUACUACUGUGGUGUGGGGGUGGAGCAUUGAGGAGCCUCGUUACAGACUGGUGAGGGUAGAAGUGUAGCCUCCCCACUUGGUCUUGGGUCUUCGGCUGGAGUAGGUUGGUUAUUAUCUAAAAGUUUUCUGUCUUCCUAGGCCACUUCUUUCCUCAUCCUUUUUCCAGAAAGAACAGAAUUUUCUUGCCCCCCCCCCGCCCCUUUUUUUUUUUUGGUCUGUGCUCAUUGGCAUUUCUCGGUUGCCAACUUCUUCUGAAUCCAGUCUGGGAUAGAUGAGGCAAAAGGAAAACCCAAGGACCUCAGUGCUGUGGUGUUCUUCAGGUCCUGAGGUCCCCAACUGGUCUGCAUUCUCUCCACCUUUCAGAAUCUUAUGUUGUUUUAUACAGAAUGUCCAUGGUUUUUAGCUGUACUUUGAGAAGUAGGGAAAGGCACUACUACAUAUUCCCCAUGACAUCCUUUCAUUUGACACCAAAAUAGCAGGUCAAGUUGUUGUCAAAUUUUUGUGGCAUACAUAGGUCAUUUGCAACCAGUUAGGAUUAAGUAUGAAGAGGAGUGCUCACUUGUUCUUCAAUAUAAGUUACCACGUUGGUAGGUAGGAACUACCAGGCUGCAAGCUUCAUCUAGCUUUCAAGGAACUAUAGUGUUUAAGUUGAGGAAAUGCCAGUAUUUAAUUGUAGAUUAUAAAUUUCAGAAGGAAGGAUAGAUAUGAUUAAGAAUAUAAACACAUAAACUUGUGUUAAUUUUUUUAAUUUAUAGCUUUGUUCCAAGAGCAUGUAAAAACCACUGGAGAAUUGAAUUCAGAAUUUUGGUGUGGUUUUUCUUCUAUAAUGUAUUACCUGUAUGUAGAUAUCUGUUCAUUUUAAUUUGAUAUAUAACACAGGAAAUCAUAGAGAACCAACAAAGAAUGAAAAUAAUUGGGAUUUGGGACAAAUCACUUCAUCCUUUUAAAUCUGUUUCCUCAUUUGUAUAUUUUUUAAAAAUGUAAUACCUCCUUCAGAGUGGCUAGACUAUGUAGAUAAUGGAUGCAAAGUGAUUUGCAAGCUAUCAAGUGCUAUAUAACUAUUAGGUAUUGUUGAUAUAGUCAUUUAAGACCUGUUCAUCAUGUAUACUUUAUGAUGGUGUAGUCCAA